AUGUCCGCGCCCUCAGACGAACGAAGUGAUCUUAUAGUACACGAGUUUCGCGAUACAUGGAACGACUAUUAUGCUUGGGAGCAAGAUUACUGCACUAAACAGAUCUCCAGACUCGCAGCAUCUGCACCUGCGCAGACGUCCCAUACCCUCACCUUCGACGACCUCAUUGCACCCUCGCCGUCCUCGUCAUCUGCUGAAAAUGCUUUCGUGUCCAAUAAUCACACCAACAGCGACGGCGCAGCUUUCAUCCGCCACAUCUUCGAUGGCCCGUCUCCGCGGUCAUCGCUGGUCCGCGCUACACUGGUCAAGGCGUCACAACCACUCCCACAACCAUACCCGCCGUACGAGUCGUGCACACCACUUCCAGCGAAUGUCCUUGUUGAGGACGAUCCAGACUACUUGCCCUACCUCCCACUCCCAGACGACCCUGCGUUCCCCACUGACGACUAUGUGGAAGAUCAUGAAGGAUUCGCUUGGGAAGAAGAAUAUCGAGGCCCUGAUGUGCGCGCUGUUGUGCUUGAGACUGCUCGCAGGCUGAAAGCAAAGCAUGGGAUGUCGCCCCAAGAAAUGGACGAGACCGGCAUCCUCCCCCUCGAGCUGCGCACAAGGUCCUCGUGGGGCGCGAUAUGGACUGAGAAGAUGAAGUACGUCCCCUACUUCACAUAUCAAGACACCGCUCGUCCGGCGGCGAACGACACCCGAACGCGGUUGCAGGACUACAUGACGCUGUGGUGUCCCAACCCGGACUGCCUCACCGCAUACUGCUUCACCCAUCGUCUCGAUGAAGUCGUGCUCGACCCACGCGAGCCGUUGUAUGUUAACUCGGCACCGUUCCAUCCUCUUACGCCAGAAAGCCCCUGCAGCAGAAACUGCACCUGGCAUCGGCCCAUUCAGGACGUGUCUGAGGUGCGUUUUGCGGAUCCAUCGGUGCCUCAGCCAAACGUCGCGGUGCUAUGUCGCCAGCACGUGAGGACCUCUGCUCCGCAGCCGGACGUGCGACAACCCACGCCGAAGUUCUGUAAUGAACUGCCUCCAAACUUCAUCCCGAACCGCCCGUGCCGGCACCCCGGACCGUGCGUCGACUGCGAAUGUGCACGAAACCAAGCGCACUGCUCCAGGACUUGUGCCUGCGCAAGGACGUGCGUCCGUCGCUGGCCUGGGUGCAAGUGCGCGAGGUCGAACGCGGGGGGCAACAGGAAGGGGAAGGGCAAACGGCAAACGAAGAAGGACCCGAAGGCGGCGUGCCCGUCCGACCUCUGCCCGUGCAGGCUCGCCAAGCGGGAGUGCGACUCGGCCGUGUGCGGCCCGUGCGGGACGGCGUGCAGGAACGGCCAGAUCCAGCGAGGCGCGUGCAAGGCGGUCGAGGCGAAGACGAGCGCGCUCGGGAUCGGGCUGUUCCUCGCCGAGGACGCGGAGAAGGGCGACCUGGUCUUAGAGUACGUCGGCGAGCUCAUCUGCGAGCCGACCUUCGACACGCGCCACAUCGUCGCGCUCGCGCGGGGCAGAAGCUACGUCUUUGGUGUCAACGAGCAGGUCUCGAUCGACAGCACGUACGCGGGCAAUCCCGCGCGAUUCAUCAACCACGCCUCCGCGGGAAAGGCGAACGUGCGACCUUCGAUAAUGCUCGUGUACGGCAACCAGCGCGUGGGGUUGUAUGCAAAGAGAAAGCUGAAAGCAGGCGUGGAGCUUCUCAUGGACUAUGGGCCAGAAUUUCCGAUUCCGGAUCAAAGAAAUAAAUACCGCGAGGCUGGGAUUUGA
Molecule: messenger RNA, 1758 nt
Organism: Epithele typhae
Lineage: Eukaryota; Fungi; Basidiomycota; Agaricomycetes; Polyporales; Epitheliaceae
Product: SET domain-containing protein
Exons: 14
Coding region: 1-1758 (585 amino acids)
Biological process (GO): chromatin remodeling
Molecular function (GO): histone methyltransferase activity; protein binding
Source: RefSeq, a predicted model, not a curated record